This is a messenger RNA of Lolium rigidum, 3304 nucleotides long. RefSeq lists its product as uncharacterized. The transcript has 2 exons. The coding region runs from base 292 to 3006 and encodes 904 amino acids. The record is from RefSeq and is a predicted model, not a curated record. Lineage: Eukaryota; Viridiplantae; Streptophyta; Magnoliopsida; Poales; Poaceae.
GUCUCCGCUCUCCACUGCCCCCAACCAAACCCCACCCCACCCCGUCGAUCGCUCCCGCUACCUCGCCGCUGCGCUAGGCUCGCCGGCUUCCGGCCACUCCACUCCCAGUCCAAGCUCAGGGCGUAAUGCACCGCAAUUUUUCUUUCCAUAUUGGUGUUACAUAAAGACAUCAAAAUGUUCACCUGUGCUCUUACUAGUUUGUUAUCCGAAACAUGUUUGCUUGGAGCAUAUUAAUGUCAGUCUGCUAGUAAUAUAUGUGAAAGCUUUUGUGGCAGUUUCGUAGACAAUUUGAUGGAGUGCAACAGAGAAGAGGCUUUGAGGGCCAUAGAAAUUGCUGCAAAAAAGCUGGAAAAUAAAGACUUUGUUGGGUCCAGAAGGGUUGCACUUAAAGCUCAAAGACUUAAUCCAGAGCUUGAGCACAUACACCGGCUGUUAACUGUCUGUGAAGUGCAUUGUGCAGCAGUGGCAAAAAUCAAUGACGACUUGGACUGGUAUAGUAUUCUCCAAGUGGACGCGACAGCAGAUGACACAGUCAUAAGAAAGCAAUAUGACAAACUUGCCAAUUGGCUCCAGCCUGAUAAAAACACUCUCUCUGGUGCUGAAGUUGCUCUGAAGUUGGUCUCAGAAGCUAGUGAGAUAUUAUGUGAUCGUACGAAGCGUUCUUUGUAUGACAUCAAAAGGCAGAAUGCUUGCAAACAUGUGAUAAACAAGGCUACACAGCUAUCAAGUAAGACUGGUGCAAAUAGAAGUCAUGUGGGAUGCAAACAACCACCUGCUUUUGUACCGGUGUUUUGGACCAUGUGCCCACAUUGUCGGAAGCGAUAUGUGUACUACAAACGGAACUUUCUAGUCCACUGUGAUGACUGUGGUAAAUUGUUCUUUGCAUUCAAGCUGCAUGAGCAAGCUGUGCCCUCGAGUUUCCUAUCUGAUUCAGGGAAUAAUGCUCAAGUUUUACCUGGAAAGUUUUCAGGUCAACUAUAUGGAGGCACUAAUCAGCACGCCCAGUAUACUAACAUGUGUUCUGCAGAGAGGAAAAUUGACUCGGAACCUACAAUGAAUGCUGCUCCAGUUGAUGACCAUAGAAAAUGGGAUGACAGGGCAGGCGGUAAUGAGGAAGGUAACCGUUCAGAGACAAAAAUCGAUGUAGUUCUGUUUUCAGCAACAAAACAACCUAAAUCGCCUGUUGCAGACAAGGAAUCAGUUAGCAAUUUGACAUUAGAUCGUCCUGAUCCAAACUUCAUUUCUACACAAAACUUGAGAAGUGAAGAUGCACCUCCAGGGCCAAAUAUUGCAGGGUCCUCCAGUGUUCAGAGAUUAUGUAAGAGAAUGCAAGAUAAUGGCGCUGACUGGUAUGAUGUCACAGACUCCUGUAAUAAUAAGAGGCAACGGAAGCAUGACACCCCAUCUAGUUCUUAUGAGCAAAUAACUGAUGAUAUUGCCGCCGCCGCUGCUGCUGACAAUCAUGACUUCAGCAGAGUGGAUAGCCAAGAUGGAGGAAUUGCAAGACAUGAAACCGAUCAGCAAAGUUACAAGGAAGCAAGUGGUAGUUCUCGUCAGAACCUUGGCAGUCAUGUGAUUACCUACCAUUAUCCUGACUUCUUUGAUUUUGGCAAGUUCAGAGAUGUUAACAAGAUUGCAGUUGAUCAAAUAUGGUCUCUUUAUGACAACCUUGAUGACAUGCCGAGAAUUUAUGCUUUGGUAAAGCAUAUCGAUACUUCCAACCUUAGAGUUCAGCUGACGUGGCUGGAGCAUAACUCAAGGAAUGAACAAGAGACCAACUGGACUAAUAAAGAAUUGCCAGUAUCUUGUGGAAACUUUUGCUUAGGAGGAGAAACAAAAGUAUUACAAGAUCCAUCGAUGUACUUGUCUCACAGAGUUUCAUCGACAAAAGGCAAAAACGGAAACUCAUAUGAAAUAAAUCCUAACAAGGGUGAGGUAUGGGCUCUUUACAAAGGAUGGAGCAUGCAAUGGAGCUCUGAUGCAGAUAACCAUCGGUCCUAUGGAUAUGAUAUUGUUGAAGUCCUCUCAGUUGGCUCAACUAGUGCUGAUGUCACUGUUUCACUGCUAAUGAGGGUUGAUGGCUUUGUUAGUCUAUUUACACAAGCUAAGGACAAACCAUUUUUUUCGAUACCAUCAAGUGAGCUACUCCGAUUUUCUCACAGUAUCCCCUUUUAUAGAACAAAUGGAAAUGAACGGGUAGGCGUUCCAGAAGGAUUACUGGAACUGGAUACAGCGGCUCUUCCAAGUGAUCUGGGAACAUUUCCUUUGGUUACUCUUGAAUCUUGCAUGCCUUCAGAAGAUGUUUAUUAUACAUAUCCAGAAUCUGAAUUCCACAACUUUGAAAAAGACCGUUCGUGUGAGAAGUUUGAAAGUGGCCAAAUUUGGGCUCUCUACAAUGACACCGAUACAUUCCCGAACGUCUAUGGCUGGGUGAACAAAGUUGAGACACAACCGUUUGAAGUGCAUUUGACCUGGCUUGAGUCCUGCUGUCAACAGGUGCAGGAGAAGCUGUUGUUGGGGCAGGAUAUACCUGUGAGCUGUGGCAAAUUUAAAAUACGAAGCUGGAAAACGAAGUAUGGUGGAACUCAUACCUUCUCUCAUUUGGUAGAAAAUAGCCAAAUUGAUACAAACUGGCAGGUUAAUAUUCUUCCGAAGAUGGGUGAGGUUUGGGCCAUCUACAUGAACUGGUCACCUGAUCGGGUUCCUUCCAGCAACAACCGCACUAAUAAUUGUUUUGAAUAUGCUAUUGGGGAGAUCGUCAAGUGCAGUGAACGAAGCACAUUUUUUUCUUUUCUGACUAAAGUUGAUGGCUACGUUGCUGUGUUCAAGCCUGACAUAACUAAGGGGGUACUGAAAAUACCUAUGAAAGAGAACCUGAGAUUUUCUCAUCGAAUUCCAUCGUUUCGUCUGACAAAGGAGAAAGGUGGUAGACUUCGGGACUUCUAUGAGCUCGAUCCAGCUUCUGUUCCUGGCGCUUUUCUUCAGCAGGGUGGCCCUGGUAAUUGACUCUGUUAAGACUUAACCUUUGUGAAGACAGCAGGAGGGAAUUUAUGCCACGGUGGAACUCUAUAUAGUUUUGUGUUUUGCACCUGAACAUCUAGGGCGUGGCAAAUGCAGGCUAAGUAUGGUGCCUCCGUAUCCUCGGAGGAACAUGCAUGCUAACUUACUUCUGUGACCUCUGGAACAAAUUUAUUUGGUACUAUUUGUAGUCAUGUUGAACUGCAAGUAAUUCACUAUUGCACUUGUAUUUGCUGGAUGCAAGGAAGCUGUUGGGACAUGGAUAUUGGUACUGUUUCCUUGCUUA